Amphimedon queenslandica is the source of this 453-nucleotide messenger RNA. RefSeq lists its product as uncharacterized. The transcript has 4 exons. The record is from RefSeq and is a predicted model, not a curated record. The annotation marks the transcript as partial. Gene Ontology annotation, biological process: monoatomic ion transmembrane transport. Gene Ontology annotation, molecular function: transmembrane transporter activity; protein binding. Lineage: Eukaryota; Metazoa; Porifera; Demospongiae; Haplosclerida; Niphatidae. Gene Ontology annotation, cellular component: transmembrane transporter complex.
GAUACACCACUUAAUAUUGCCUGUAAAAAAGGACGUACAGAAAUAGUUGAACUACUACUGGAGCAAAAAGAUAUUGAUGUUACUAAAUGUAAUAAACACAAUAACAAUGCUCUAGAUGUUGCUGUAAUCUUUGGACAAAAGGAUGCUGCAAUGGCUAUAGUCAAAAGUGAUAAGUGGGAAGAUGCAUUACGUAGUUAUAAAGUUGUGAAUAGAAGUGAUGAUGUUGGAGCAAUUAGGAGAAUAUUAAGUUGUUGCGGAAGGAAGAGAAAUGAUGAUGAUGAUGCUAAUGAAUCUGUAAUACAUUUCACAACACCAAUGAGAAGGAUAAUUAAGAAGAUGCCAGAUGUAGCUAAAGUUGUUUUUGAUCGCUGCUGUGAGACAAAAAAAUCAAAAUAUGACCUUAAUUAUGAGAUUAAUUAUAAUUAUGAAUUUCUUGAGGAUUUUGAUCUGUAA